UCAAACCAGUGAAUCCGAGUGGCACGACUGAACAACAACAAAAGUGUCGGAAUAUCAUUACUUUGUUAUUAGGUCGUGUUCAGCGAGAACUUUAAUGAUGCUCCGAAGUAUCUAGAGAUGAGAGUAAUCGACUUCAAGAGAAUCAUUGUUUGUGGAAAUGUCAACCAAAUAGAUUAUGCCUUGCAUUCAUCCAAUGAGGAAGUGUGAAGAGUGUGGCCAAGUGUUGAUGCAAAGAGCUCUCAUCACCUUCAGUUUACAACCAUUUUAAGUGCAAGGACAUGCUAAAAUGCACCUCAAGGCCGUCAUCUUGGGGGUGUGGCUCUGUCAAACCAUCGUCACCAAUGAUGCUCAAUAUUCCAAUGCCCAACUGGAUCAAGACCAUCUGAGUGUUUUGGACUCUCCCUCUGAAUUGGAGAGACUCGUGUUUAAUGUGUACAAUGCUCGGCAUUGGCUUCUCCUGUUCCAUCAUGACCAUUGCAACAAAUGUGUUUAUGAAUCCAUUCAAGCCAUUGCAUUCGCUAAAUGGAUCCAAGAUUUGGGAUUGGAUCCCCCGCUUCAUUUGGGAGUGAUUUCCUGUUCCAAGAAUGAGGAUCAAUGGCGAGAGUCCGCCUCUUUCAAAAAGUAUUGUGAUCCCUCCUUGAGGAAAGAAGAUCGGAUGUUCCUGAUCAAACCUCAAAGUCAGUCAUUGGAAUCGGAUGCUGUCCCACUUCCCAAUUCCCAUCUCAAACAUCUGGAGCGACUUCAAAACGCCAUCGGGCGUCAGUUGGCUGGAAAUUGGACCUCUUUAGGAGACCAAGAGCUUCUUAGUUCAAUGACUGACAGCUCCAAGAGCGAGAUUCUUCUGGAUUGGCCGAAUGAUAACAUCAAUGAUGAGGUUCUUUUGGUGGCUGAAAUGGAUUUGAAUCGGAAACGGAUCUGGAUCCACCGGAGGACGGAUGUCAAGUCAACCUAUGACGAAAGGUUGAAUUUUGUCCAAGAUCCAAAUGGUUCCAACCCUCGCCUUCGAAGCAAUCUUGACAAUACCGACGUUUGUGAUGCCUGGAGACCCAAUUGGUUGCUCAACAUCCUCAGUUCAUUCUUGUGCCCGAAAAGUGACCCUUCAGAUUGCGACAUUGAGAGGGACCUCUUUCCCACCUUAGACCUGAUGAGUGCCAAAAAGGAAACUUUCAGCGUCCGAGGUUUCGAAUCCAAGUUCAAAGAUAUUUGCCAAUCCAUUCAAGUCGAGAAGGAGGAAGAUAGUAGUGGCGAUGCGACGAGGAUCGAUGACCAAGAUGUUCAAUUGAAGAGUCAAGGAGGCCGAACAGCUCCACAAACGACCCGGGAGAGACUGUCACAGAUCAGCCAAAAACGACAACAUCAACAACAACAACGACCACUGCCACCACAACAACAACCACCACGACCACCACAACAACAACAGCAACAACUAACACCACCACCACCACAACAACAGCAACAACAAACGAAAUGGGAGAAACCGAAACCACAACAGAACCCAUCCCAGACCCCACCAUCACAACCAUUGAGCCCCUUGCUCCUGUCGAAUUCACCACAACCCGAUCCACAACUGACAACGACAAAGGCGAAGGAGGCGGACCCUCGGCGGCCAGCGACGAUAAUGGCACAACCCUUGACCCCAAUGAGGAAUCCAGUAACAACAUUUCUGAGCCCAUCGAGUCCAAUCGAAGUGGUCAAAAUCGAAGGCUCGACCCCGAUCAAUCUGGACCGUCGACCUCCAACUCCGAAUACAACGGGUCCUCCACAACGACCUUCUACCCCAUUGCCUCUUCCCAAAACGAGGCCAAUGUUCCCCAAGAAUCCCGAACUGAUGACACAGAUGGAACAGAUUAUGACGGAGAGGACCAAUUUAUGGACAUCUCAACAUUCUACCCAAUCCAGUCGGACUCCCCAGGACAUGACAACCACUUUCAGCGCACCAAGUGGAACGCAACAAGUCCCCGAAAGCGACCCAGAUUCGACGACCCCGAGGUUCGACCCAGUUCCUCAACCAAUCAGACCAACAAUGAGCUCAAUCUUGAGUCCGACAUUUUCGCCUCAAGCCGACCUUGGGACGAAAUCUACCAACCCGAUGGGGAAGCGAGAAAGUCCACGGGAUCAUCCGUACUCAGUCAUGAUUAUGACUCGGCCGACGUCGAUGAUGGAUACUUCCCCGUCGGUUUUGGGAACAACCGAUCACGGUCCCUCAGAAACCGAACGUCCUCCCCGAUUGCCCACUCCGUCCAGCUCAUUUUCGUCCUCGUUGUCCUCAUUGGGCAGCUCUAAGGAAUUCCUCGAUCAAAAUGAAGUAGAAUCUAGUAGCCCUUUGGCCAGUACGCAGUCAUUCACUCCAAAUGACCCAGGUUCUCUUUCCGUCUCGUUGUCAGAAUCUAACUCGCCGUACAACAAAGGUGAUCCCAUUUCGACCUUCCAGUCCUCCAAUGGGAACCAAUUUUCUUCCUCCUUAACGAUUCCUCCCCCAUUAUCAAAUACUGACGAACCGCAACAUCGACUCCGACCCGAUCGAAAUGUCUCGCGAGUCUUUGAAAACAGUCCUCGAACUUUUUACCCUGAAUCUACUUUGUCGUAUGUCUCUCGCUAUCUCAACAUGAUGGAUGAGCUGGGACCUUCUAUGAUCAAGUACAGACUCGAGCAGAUCUUUCCUAGCCUCCAGAGCGCCCUCUUGGCCACCACCACCACCACCGCAACCUCGUUGGAACCACAGAACCAACUCCCCGAGCUCCUCCGUACCUCCAAUCCAGAGUGGCGCUUCAACCGAGAGUGCAUCGCACGAGACCGGGGCAAGUCCUUUGUUACCAAUCAUCUUCGCGAUGUGGUUUACACUCGAGAUUUGGAGCGAGCCCUUAAAUUGAGUCUUUCCAGUCUGAACGGCUUAGACCUGGAAAGUGGGAUGGCCAUAAGGGACGUGGAGGCCAAGGGAAUCAUCUCCGCCUAUGUCAAACUCUUACAAGACUUCUAUCCUUUUCCUGAGGACGAGGAGGGAGCCAAACUUCGGAACUACAUUCACUUGCUGAGCAGAUUCCUCAACCAACGAAGGCGACAGCCUCGAAGGUCGUUCUCGUUGGCCCGAUUGAACAUGUUCAAUGAUCAAUUGAGGUCCAUUUUGGAGGUGGACAACAACCACCAUCCUCGUCCUCGUCCAAGGGAUCAUCAUCUUCAUUCUUCAGCCAUGCCAUCAGUUGAUGACAAAGAACAUGAGCAUUGGAUGGGAUGUUCCAAUUCUGGAAAUGGAUAUCCUUGUGCCCUGUGGCAAUUGUUCCACGUCCUCACGGUUCAGCAUGCUCACGAUUGGAAAUGGAAUUCAGAUUUCAAAAGAUAUGAUAUUUUGGCCAUCUUGUACGAGUAUGUGAGGUACUUUUACCACGCCACGAGCAAGUCCCUAUUCAUGAGGACGUAUCAAAUGAGUCCGCCUCAGUUGGAGCUCAAUCCAGAGGAGUCGGCUCUUUGGUUGUGGGCCGCCCACAAUAAGAUCAACCAGUUCCUGUACGACAUAGAAGUGGCCAAAAAUGUCAGGAGAAUACCAAAGUCAUUGGAGAAAUCUCGGCUCAUGGCACCUUGGCGGACUGAGCCCAAUGUAUGCCGAUCUCAUAGUUUCCCGGAUAGUUCCAUUUGUCCAAUAUGCUAUGCGGAGAAUGGUAAAUUUAGAUCCAAAAGAGCCAUCUUACGUUAUCUGUACGCGGUAUAUACGGAAAGUAAGAUCAUUUCAUCCGAAGGCCUGUCCUAAAGAUGUUAUCCAGCCAAAACAUACCUUUUGUUGCCAAAGAUGUUGAGAAUCUCAGAAGCAUCCCUCAGAAUAUAUUUAGGGUAGAUAUCUUGGACUGUGAUCAAAUCGAAUAAGUAAUUACUAUUGGGAGGAGGAGACCGCUCUUGCUCACUCACCAGUCAUCGAUUUAGUGCAAUAAAGAUCGAUUUGG
This is a messenger RNA of Tigriopus californicus, 3932 nucleotides long. RefSeq lists its product as uncharacterized. The transcript is spliced from 6 exons. Gene Ontology annotation, molecular function: protein disulfide isomerase activity; flavin-dependent sulfhydryl oxidase activity. The coding region runs from base 287 to 3742 and encodes 1151 amino acids. Gene Ontology annotation, biological process: protein folding. The record is from RefSeq and is a predicted model, not a curated record. NCBI's taxonomy places the organism in Eukaryota, Metazoa, Arthropoda, Copepoda, Harpacticoida, Harpacticidae. Gene Ontology annotation, cellular component: Golgi membrane.